AUGACGGAACUUCUGUUGGAUCCAGCCAUUCGUACGUGGGUAUUUUUACCGGUUAUUUUGAUAACGUUCUUGGUGGGUGUGUUACGGCAUUAUGUGGCGUUGAUGUUCACUUCGAAGAAGAAACUUGAGCUGCAGCAAGUUCAAGACAGGUGA
Messenger RNA from Anisakis simplex (herring worm), 153 nucleotides. The record is from the annotation of a GenBank genome assembly. NCBI's taxonomy places the organism in Eukaryota, Metazoa, Nematoda, Chromadorea, Rhabditida, Anisakidae.